Phyllopteryx taeniolatus (common seadragon) is the source of this 4133-nucleotide messenger RNA. RefSeq names its product vac14 homolog (S. cerevisiae) (gene vac14). Gene Ontology annotation, biological process: phosphatidylinositol biosynthetic process; positive regulation of kinase activity. The coding region runs from base 60 to 2399 and encodes 779 amino acids. The record is from RefSeq and is a predicted model, not a curated record. The transcript has a single exon. NCBI's taxonomy places the organism in Eukaryota, Metazoa, Chordata, Actinopteri, Syngnathiformes, Syngnathidae. Gene Ontology annotation, cellular component: PAS complex; endosome membrane.
UUCCUUAACGUUUAACGGGAGACACAUCAACGACUUUGAUUCCAAACGCCGUCGCCAUCAUGAACACGGAGAAGGACUUUUCACCGCUAACGCCCAACAUCGUCCGGGCUCUCAAUGAUAAACUGUACGAGAAGCGGAAAGUGGCGGCCCUGGAAAUCGAGAAGCUGGUGCGCGAGUUCGUGGCGCAGAACAACUCCACUCAGAUCCGUCACGUCAUCCAGAUCCUGGCCUCGGAGUUCGCGCUGUCUCAACACCCGCACAGCCGCAAGGGGGGACUGAUCGGCCUGGCUGCGUGCUCCAUCGCGCUGGGCAAGGACUCGGGUCUGUACCUGAAGGAGCUCAUCGAGCCGGUCCUCACUUGUUUUAACGACUCCGACAGCCGCCUGCGUUACUACGCCUGCGAGGCGCUCUAUAAUAUCGUCAAAGUGGCCAGGGGAGCCGUGCUGGCCCACUUCAACCUGCUUUUUGAUGGGCUGAGCAAGCUUGCAGCAGAUCCCGACCCGAACGUCAAGAGCGGCUCGGAACUUUUGGACCGACUCCUGAAGGACAUUGUGACCGAAAGCAACAAGUUCGACCUCGUCGCGUUUGUCCCUCUACUAAGGGAGCGCAUUUACUCCAAUAACCAGUACGCCCGGCAGUUCAUCAUCUCCUGGAUCCACGUCCUGGAGUCCGUACCCGACAUCAACUUGCUGGACUACCUCCCCGAGAUCCUGGACGGCCUCUUCCAGAUCCUGGGGGACAACAGCAAGGAGAUCCGCCGGACGUGUGAGGUGGUGCUCGGCGAGUUCCUGAAGGAGAUCAAGAAGACGCCGUCCAGCGUGAAGUUCGCCGAGAUGGCCAACAUCCUGGUCAUCCACUGCCAGGUGGCGGACGAGAGCAAGUUGACCAACGACCUCAUCCAGCUGACCGCCAUGACGUGGAUGAGGGAGUUCAUCCAGCUGGCGGGCCGGGCAGUGCUGCCUUACUCGUCCGGGAUCCUCACCGCCGUGCUGCCCUGCCUCUCCUACGACGACCGGAAGAAGAACACCAAGGAGGCGGCGAGCGCAUGCAACUACAGCUUGAUGAAGCUCGUCACCCCCGAGGACGACGACGACGAAGACGACGAGAGAAGCGGAAACGUCAAGUCGCCGGCGAGAGAAGACAAGGACGACGGCGACACGCUCAACGCCUCGCAGGAAGCGGCGGGCUUCAGCAACAUCAGCUUCUUCGCCCCGGCGAGCAUCGAUAGGUCUCACGUGACUCUAGACCUGGACGGCAUCGUGCAGGUGCUGGACCGCCACCUCCACGACGCCUCCACGGGCAUGAUGACGCGCAUCGCCGUGCUGAAGUGGCUUUACCACCUCUACAUCAAGACGCCGCGUAAGAUGUUCCGCCACACCGACAGCCUCUUCCCCAUGCUUCUCAAAACCCUCUCGGACGAGUCGGACGAGGUGAUCCUCAAAGAUCUGGAGGUGCUGGCAGAGAUCGCCUCGUCGCCCGCCGGGCAGAUGGACCCGGCGGCGACCUGCGACGGGGUUGACAGCGGGCCGGCGCUCAAGGUGCCGGACAAGGCGGGAAAGACCGGCGGCGCCGAAUCCUCCCCGUCCACCCCGAGCAUGAAUUCAUACUUCUACAAAUUCAUGAUCAACCUCCUGAAACGCUUCAGCGUCGAGAGGAAGCUCCUGGAAAGCCGGGGGGCGUUCAUCAUCCGCCAGCUGUGCCUGCUCCUCCACGCCGAGAACAUCUUCCACUCCAUGGCGGACAUCCUCCUCAAGGAAGAGGACCUGAAGUUCGCCUCCACCAUGGUGCAGACGCUCAACACCAUCCUGCUCACGUCGGCCGAGCUCUUCCAGCUGCGCAACCAGCUGAAGGACCUCCGCACGGCCGAGAACUGCGCGCUCUUCUGCUGCCUGUACCGCUCGUGGUGCCACAACCCCGUCGCUACCGUGUCGCUCUGCUUCCUCACGCAGAACUACAAGCACGCCUAUGACCUCAUCCAGAAAUUCGGUGGGCUGGAGGUGACGGUGGACUUCCUGAUGGAGGUGGACAAGCUGGUGCAGCUGGUGGAGAGCCCAAUCUUCACCUACCUGCGUCUGCAGCUCCUGGACGUGGAGGGCAACCCGUACCUGAUCAAGGCGCUGUACGGGCUGCUGAUGCUUCUGCCGCAGAGCCAGGCCUUCCAGCUGCUCUCCCACCGCCUGCAAUGCGUGCCCAACCCGGAGCUCAUGCGGACGGUGGACGGGUCCGAGCGCGGCGACGCCAAGGAGCGAGGCGUGGCGGCCUGCGAGCGAGCCCCGCACGCCCACGUGGACUACGGCGAGCUGCUGCGCCACUUCGACUGCGUGCAGGGCAAACACCUGGAGGUGCGCCACCAGCGCUCGGGGCGCGUGGCCGAGCUGCCCGACAGGAAGCUGAUGUGAGCCUGCCCCAUACUGGAAAACGUUGAAACGGUGAGAUUAUUGGGACCAAAUGUAAAUAUUAUCAGUUUAUCCAUACACUGGCAUGACGAGAAUGUAUCCAAUCCAUCCGUUAUCUAACCCUGGACUGGUCAGCCAUCACACGCGGGGCACAUAUGGACAAAAAAAACAACAAAAAACAUUCACACUUACGGACAAUUUAGUCUUCACUAAGAAAAUACAGAAUUAACACAGGAAUGCUGAAGCAGAGUUUCGAACCUACAACCUCAGAACUGUGAUGCAAAUGUGCUAAUCACUAUUGACGUGAAUAUGUUAUGUUAAAAAGGACUUUUAAUGCACUCUGGUCACAAGUUACAUUUUUCUAGAUGUUUUUUUUUUUUUUUUUUUUUUUUUUUUAAUGAAGGGGAAAAACGUCGUCAUGAAAAGUAGUGCUGACACCAUCAUGUACUUUCUAUGAAGGAGUAUUAGGGCCACAGUGAAAAGAAAAAAAAUACAUACUGCAAGAUAAAUUGGAAUCUUGCGAGAAUAAAGUUUGUAGACAAAAAGUUGGACAGCAUAUAUUGUACAGCAGAAAAAAAACGUUAUUCUUGAUCUCAUUUAUGUAAAGCACUUUGUUACUAGCUGCAGUUUUUUUUUUCUUUUCCAAAAAAGUGCUCUAAAAAUAUAGCUGAACUUGGCUCAGCGCAUAUAUUACGUGUGGGCAGAUUUUAAAAUGCACUUGUUCAAAUAGGAUUUUUUUUUUUUUUUACUUUUUUCUUGAAAAUAUCAGUCUUUAUUCUAGCAAUAUUACGACUUUAAUCUUAAAUCUAUACCAUGGUUUACCUCAAAUAUACAACUAUUUUCUCAAACAUUACUUUAUUCUCCUAAUCUCAAAAUUAUACCACUUUUAUCUGAAAAAUGUAUAACUUUUCCCUUGAAAAAUCUGCCUUUAUUGUCCUAAUACUACAAAUUUAACCUAAAAAUACACAAACUUAUCCUUGUAAAGUCAGUUAGCGCAAAACCUUCAAGCUUUUGCUAGAAAGAAUUUUUUUUCCCCUCUAUAAUUUUGAUGCUUACAGCUAAAUGUAAUUUGUUUUCUUUUCAGUGUAGUCAUAAUAUACUCCUUCGUAAUUUUCCUAUCAGUGUUUUUUUUUUUUGUACUAAAUGUUACCAAGAAAAUACAUUCACUGGCAUAAUAAAUUUUUUCAAGAUGUUUAUUAUAGUGCUUUGCAGUGGUGUAUUGACUGAAAACAAUUUCUUAAAAUUAAGUUGCCUUAAUAUUAGUGUGACGAAGUCUUAAACCGCUGCUAUUUGUAAAUUAACAAACUGCUAACUGCCAUAACACAAUAAUCAUGUUUUCCUGUCAGGCGGUACAGUAUAUGUAUUUAUUUUUCUUCUUGAAUUGUAAUUUUAUUUUUUUCUUCUUUAAUAGUUCUGUUAAUUUCAAGCGAAACCAACACACAUUUCGUGUCAAGUAGUCCACUUUGGUUAUUUAAAGAGUACAUUUUGUCGAUUUAUUGUCAUGUGAGUCACAUCCAAAAGCGUCACAUGUUUGACCCUGCUUGACUCUUCCUGUUAAGACGUGACAUACAUUCUUGACGUGCCUUUUGUCGUGAAGCACACGGCUGGAUUUUCUACUCCAGCUGGCAUAACAUCCACUGUUUGUUUUUCUUUUUUUAAUCGUAGUAUAUUUCUUUGAGCUUUGCACUGUUUCUGUCGUCAUUCGUGCGGAGAAUCAUCAAUAAAGCUGGACUCUGG